CGCCAGUCGGCGAGGGACCUUGUGACCUGGCUUUCACAUGGGUAUGGCCUCGAACAGGCUGGGCGGAAGGGUUACAAGCCAGCGGCACUUAUACAGGCUACCCUUGAGCAUGUCGCAUCGCCAGAUCAUUUCCUAAAAUUUUUCGUUUCAUAUAUCUACGAAGAAUUAUGUCCAAAGGAUACAACUGUGGUUGAUUUCAACAUUGAUGACGCCUUGUCGUAUUUCGAUGGCUUGGCUUCACGGAAACCUGAACAGUUGAACAACCUUAAGGAAGCUCUUGAAAAAUGCGCUGAGUAUAUUGUUGAAAAUUUCCUGCUUCCCCUCAGAGCCUCAUCUGUCAAAACGCCACAACCGACUCCCACAUCAUUGUCGUCCCUGCAAAGCUCUACUCCAACCGGAACCAGGCAGCGUGUAUCCGUUCUACGACAGAGUUGUCUUGUGCGUGACCGCCACCGUUGUGUAGUUACUCGAAAAUUCGACCGAGCCGAAGCCAAAAAACGAUUCGCACAAAAUGGAGAGUUCUGCACGGAUGAUGACGAUAACCUGUUGAGGGGAGAGUCUAGUGACCAGUUUCAGUUCUUGGAGGUUGCCCAUAUUCUGCCCCACUGUCUGACAACAAUAGCUUCUGGAGAGACGGAUUUGAGUGAUUCAAAGAAAAAUGUUCUCCGCAUCUUAGAUAUGUUCGAUCCUGGGAUUGGCCAUCUCAUUGAUGGCCCGAAAAUCGAUAGCCCCUCAAAUGCCAUCACUUUAACCCUCGAUUAUCACCGGUUAUUUGGCGAGUUUCAGAUUUAUUUCCAAUCCACUGGCAUACCUCACCAGUACAGGAUUGACUCCACAGAGCAAAGCCCUUUUCUGCGUGACCCUUUGUUUCCUGUCACUCGCGACCUCACCUUGAGUCCCAACCAUACAAUUGAUCCUCCAUCCUCCCGGCUCCUCGAUGUCCAUCGUGCAAUUGCCCUCAUUCUGAAACUGAGUGGCGCAGGUGAGUAUAUUGAGAGAGUCCUUAGGGACAUGGAGCAGUUACACAUCAGCGAGGACGGGUCAACAAAUUUGGGAUCCCUUGCGGGCCUACGACUUGGCGGAUGGUUAACCUUAUCUGUGCAUUAA
Messenger RNA from Penicillium nucicola, 1107 nucleotides. RefSeq names its product HNH endonuclease signature motif containing protein. The annotation marks the transcript as partial. Lineage: Eukaryota; Fungi; Ascomycota; Eurotiomycetes; Eurotiales; Aspergillaceae. The record is from RefSeq and is a predicted model, not a curated record. The transcript is spliced from 3 exons.